AUGGGCACCCAAAUCAGGAUGAAGAACCCGCUUGUUAGCCUGCACAGGUUAGAAGAAGGGAGAGAAGAUCCUGCUAAUUCACGACACGGUGCCACUCGAUGUCGAACUCACUGUCACCAAAGCUAG
Molecule: messenger RNA, 126 nt
Organism: Chondrus crispus (carragheen)
Lineage: Eukaryota; Rhodophyta; Florideophyceae; Gigartinales; Gigartinaceae
Exons: 1
Coding region: 1-126 (41 amino acids)
Source: RefSeq, a predicted model, not a curated record